This is a messenger RNA of Impatiens glandulifera, 1321 nucleotides long. Its product is annotated as F-box protein SKIP8-like. Bases 211 to 1137 code for a protein of 308 amino acids. Lineage: Eukaryota; Viridiplantae; Streptophyta; Magnoliopsida; Ericales; Balsaminaceae. The record is from RefSeq and is a predicted model, not a curated record. Gene Ontology annotation, molecular function: protein binding. The transcript has 3 exons.
AAAGAGCGGAUGUGGAUUCAUCUUUCUCGUGACAGUUACAUUAGGGUUUACAUCGAAGAAGAUCCUGGCUUGCUGGCUGGCGGAGACCAAAAAUAAAUAUAAAUAAAAACUCUUUCAGUCUGAUCUUUAUCAUCAACAGGAGAAGACUCACUCUCGCUCCGAUUUCUGAUAUCUCUGCACUUUGCUUUCUAGGGUUUACAUGACUUCUAAAUGGAGAUUUCCUAUAUCUUCUCCGACAGUUUCUCCUCCUCAUCGUUCCUUAUAGCCCUACUUCUCACCGCUAUCUGUUGCUGCUACGGUAUCCUCUCCAUUCGAUUGAAACCUAAUUCACCUCGUUCUGACGGCGGUGACAACACUUCGCUCGGACUGACUUGUGAUUGCAUCUGCUCCUGCGAAAUCGGUACAAUUACGGGAGUCACGACGACGAUCUCCAAGGAUUUUGAUUCGACGAUUGCAAGGGAGGAGACACAUUCGAACGGGGGUGUUAAGCCGGCUAAAUUAGCGUUGGUGGAACGACAAACGGGUGCCUCCAUGAUGGAACAGCUGGUUCCGGAAAUCACCACUUAUAUGCUCAGUUAUUUGGAUUAUCCCAGUCUUUGCAGGCUCUCUAUGACCAAUUCUGUGAUGCGUAAGGCUGCUAACGAUGAUAAUGCUUGGAAAGCACUUUAUCGCAAGGAUUUUGCAUUGGAACAGAACAGCAUAACGCCAGUAAAUGGUUGGAAGGCAUAUUAUGCAGUUACAAAAGCAAUUUUGAACGCUAAUACAGAAUUCUAUAACUUAGUCAGAGACAGAUCACUCCAAGGAAUGGGUAGCCUUUGGCUUAACGCAGACUAUGUGAAAUGUAUCCAUAACUCGGGAGAGUACUUUUCAGGAUACAAUGCAGUAAUGGGGAGCUGGGAGCUUGCAUUUAAUUGGGAAGGAGUUGAUUUUGAGGUUCAAGAUCGAUGUAUAAGAGUAGUAAGAGAUAUGGCAUGGGUCACAAUGAAGACUUAUGUUGAAAACACUGAUGAGGUAGGAGGGCCUCCAUACAGAUGCAACGCCAUCAAUAUUUUCGAGUUCAGUAAUGGUCGUUGGCACUUGGUUAAUCAUCACAGUUCUAUACUCCAAGAUGGCGAGCAUCCGUUUUUACUGGGUUGAAGAAUUAUGUUUUUUGUUUUUGGUUUUUUACUUUUUACAUUACUCUUGACUAACUUCUUCUCAUCAUUAUGUACUAGUGUUUUGAAUCAACUUCUUACUUACUGAAGGCUAAAUGUUACAUACUAUAUACUCAUUGCUGAGCAUGUUCAUAAAUAAUUUUAUUUCACCAUAUUAUUAAACUCAA